This is a messenger RNA of Nerophis ophidion (straightnose pipefish), 6458 nucleotides long. RefSeq names its product cytoplasmic polyadenylation element binding protein 4b (gene cpeb4b). NCBI's taxonomy places the organism in Eukaryota, Metazoa, Chordata, Actinopteri, Syngnathiformes, Syngnathidae. Gene Ontology annotation, biological process: negative regulation of cytoplasmic translation. The record is from RefSeq and is a predicted model, not a curated record. The transcript is spliced from 11 exons. The coding region runs from base 472 to 2721 and encodes 749 amino acids. Gene Ontology annotation, molecular function: mRNA regulatory element binding translation repressor activity; ribosome binding; mRNA 3'-UTR binding. Gene Ontology annotation, cellular component: cytoplasm; neuron projection; nucleus.
CGGAAGUGUGUUUCGGCUGAUCCCUCACUGUCAUUCGGCCACGGUCGGCUUCAGUAGAGGGGGGCAGCCAAAGAGCGCAUACACACUCAUACAAGGCAGCAGGCAGAUUAACAAAAAAAAUAUUGAAGCAAAAAAAUGAUAACGACCGAAUAAGACUCGUGACACAUCCGCAGCGGAGUGCAUUUGACGCGUUGCCACGAAGCCCGGCUCGGAUGUCACGGUCCACAGUGCAGGCAGAGCGGUGUCAUUGAGCAGGCAGGACACGUCAAGAGAAGGGAGGAAGAGAAAAAAAAAAGCUGACCGACAGCCCUCAGCUUUUUAAAUCGCCCCCUGCCUGCAUCGAAGACAUCCUUCCAGGGACGACACCUUGCUGUCAAGUCGACGGAAGGUUCUCGACAAAGAGGUCGGAGGUGGUGAUCAGAAGGACCAAACGAUCACGGGAUACUAUUUGUGUGUGGGGGGAGCAAACAAAUGGGGGAUUACGGCUUUGGAGUCCUAGUUCAAAACAACACUGGCAACAAGUCCGCAUUCCCGGUCCGAAUCCACCCGCAUCUGCAGCCCCCACACCACCACCAGAAUGUGUCGCAGAGCCCCGCUGCGUUCAUAAACAGCACCACAGCCGUGGGAAAUGGCACCACGGCGGGCUCUCCCUGGCUCUUCCCUGCCUCUGCCACCCACAGCAGCGUGCAGGAUGAAAUACUGGGGGGGCCCGACAAGCCCAAAGCGCAGCAGCAAGAAUUGCAAGAAACGCAAGAAAAGCAGCUGUCCCCCGGGAGUCACCAGGACGGCGGCGGAGGAGGCGGCGGCCUCAUCAUCUCAGAACUGGAGAAGGGCCGGUCGGAGGAAGGCAAGACGGACAACGGUGUGCCUGAUGUCGGGAAAGACAAGCAGAUCCGUCUGGAGUCUCCUGUGCUGACAGGCUUUGACUACCAGGAGACAUCUGGUCUAGGGGGCCCGGUCCAAUCCAGUACCACCUCAUCGUCGCUCACCGGCUUCAACAACUGGUCAGCGGCCAUCCCGCCGGCGCCGUCGACCAUCAUCAACGAGGACGUCAGCUUCUUCAACCCAGCCUCCGCCAACAAUGGGCCGCUGCUGUUCCAGAAUUUCUCGCACCACGUCAGCCCCGGGUUCGGCGGUAACUUUUCCCCUCAAAUAGGACCAGGCGCCGCCCUCUCGCAGCACCACCCGGCACCCCCGCCGCACCCCCACUUCCAGCACCCUCACAACCAACACCAGCAGCACCGGCGCUCGCCCGCCUCGCCGCACCCUCCUCCGCCCUUCCCGCACAGGAAUCCGGCGGCCUUCAACCAGUUGCCGCAUUUGUCCAACAGCCUGAGCAAGCCCCCCUCGCCUUGGGGGCCGGCCAGCUACCAGAGCCCCUCGCCUUCCCCGGGGUCCUCUACCUCCUGGAGUCCUGGAGGUGGGUACGGAAGCGGCAGCGGCGGCUGGGGAGGAUCUCAGGGCCGAGAUUAUCGCAGAGGCCUCAAUGGCGGUAUGACCCCUAUCAACUCUAUCUCUCCGCUGAAGAAGACCUUCCUGAACAACCACGUUGCGUCCCAGAAGUACCCUCGCAACAACCCCGGGGGUUUCAAUCCCAAGUCCUGGAUGGAUGAUGGAGUCGGACGCAGUGAUAACAUCUUCCCUUUCCAGGAACGCACCAGAUCGUUUGACAGCUUCAACAUGAACACUCUGGAGAGCUCCUUGAUCGACAUCAUGAGGGCUGAGCAGGACAACCUGAAAGGUCGUCUGGGGUUCCCCCAUCCUGGCGGGGACAACCCACUGCCCCUCAAUGCCAGGAGUUAUAGCAGAAGAAGAGGUCAUUCUUCCCUCUUCCCAAUGGAGGAUGGCUUCCCUGAUGACGAGCGCGGUGAUCAGGGUCUUGCAGGCCUCGGCUCUCCACAUUGCUUCCCACACCAGAAUGGAGAGCGUGUAGAACGUUACUCACGCAAGGUCUUCGUGGGAGGAUUGCCCCCAGAUAUAGACGAAGAUGAGAUAACUGCCAGUUUCCGUCGCUUUGGACACUUGUUUGUGGACUGGCCACACAAAGCUGAGAGCAAGUCUUAUUUCCCCCCAAAAGGGUACGCCUUCCUGCUCUUCCAGGACGAGAGCUCUGUGCAGGCUUUGAUUGACGCCUGCAUUGAGGAGGACGGCAAGCUGUACCUGUGCGUGUCCAGUCCCACCAUUAAAGACAAGCCGGUCCAAAUCCGCCCGUGGAACCUAAACGACAGUGAUUUUGUAAUGGAUGGCUCUCAACCUCUGGACCCAAGGAAAACUAUUUUUGUUGGAGGGGUCCCUCGCCCGCUACGUGCAGUGGAACUGGCCAUGAUCAUGGACCGUCUGUACGGUGGUGUGUGCUAUGCCGGCAUCGACACAGACCCCGAACUGAAGUACCCGAAAGGAGCAGGGCGGGUCGCCUUCUCUAAUCAGCAGAGCUACAUUGCUGCUAUCAGUGCUCGCUUUGUGCAGCUGCAGCACGGAGAAAUCGAUAAACGGGUGGAAGUGAAGCCAUACGUGCUGGAUGACCAGCUGUGCGACGAGUGCCAGGGGACUCGCUGCGGCGGCAAGUUUGCGCCGUUCUUCUGCGCCAACGUCACCUGCUUGCAGUACUAUUGUGAGUACUGCUGGGCGGCCAUCCACUCACGCGCCGGCCGGGAGUUCCACAAGCCGCUGGUGAAGGAGGGAGGCGACCGGCCCCGUCACAUCUCGUUCCGCUGGAACUGAGUGCCGCCCACGUCACCACGGCGGCCGGAGUGAAGCGUGAGGGCAAGGUAGUGCAGGAGUCGCAAAUCAUUUUAACAACUAAAUGCACUUUUCUGUUGCUGGUUCCUUUUUGCCCAACAAUUUUUGUUAAGUUAAUAUUUAUAUGUUCAAGAGAGAAAACAGGAAUAUAUCAAAAGUAUGUCCAGCAAGGAAGAAAAAAAAUGUUUAACUUUUUUUUUUUUUUUUUUUUUCAAAUAUUGUUUCCCCCAAAAAAAGCUUGUAUAGGAAAAUUGCUCUGGUACUCUGCUAUUCAAUUGGCAUGCUGUUCUUCAUGCAUUUGUUUUGAUAUGAGAGACACCCCCAUCCCCAAGCAAAUACUCUUUUGACUUUUUGGUUUUGUAGCAAUUCCUGUGAAUUGAAAAAGGUGUUGCCGAAGAAGAGUGCACUUACUUCCAUCAGAGUUUAUAUAGCAGACCCUUAGUUGAUUACCAAAGCUGUUUUAUUAGCUGGCGUCACAGAACUAGAGCGAGGCCACACUUUCUUUCUAUCUCUAUCUCUCUAUCUCUUUCUUUCUAUCUCUAUCUCGCUCUCUCUCUUUCUCUCGUUUUCCAAUCCCAAGAGAAACAAAACAAUCUCAUAAUUUGUGGUUUUCGAUCUCCAAACUUCACAUGCAAAAACUAAUACCUCAAAAAACUCAGCUGCUAACAUUUUACCCGUGUUCUCUCCCUUUUUCGGGGUGGGCGGGGCGGAGCUACGAUGUCACUGGCACACUUUUGUACUUUGCUAGCUUUCGUCGCCUCCUUAUUUAAUUUUUUACUUUUAAUUUUUUGUAACCGUAACACGGUGCCAGUGCAAGCAGGAGUGCAUUAUGGGAAUGUAUCGCAAUGGGAAGCUACACACAGGAGAUUGCCCCACCCCCCUCUCCCCGCAUUAAUCCCCCUUCCUCCUUUAACUUGUCGCUAAGCAGGGCCUUGUUAGAUCGAACCAGUCACGUCCUUUCACACUGGAUACAAAUUUAAAAAAAAGACAAAAAUGGCUGGUGGUGUAGCCAUUUUUGCCGAUUUUACAAGGCUACCACCAAAUUCAAAAAAUAAAUGUAUGUUAAUUUUACCCAAGUUAGAAACCAUAUGUCUCAUGUGUGGCAGGGGUGAGGAACUAUACUAAGCAAAUCAUUUUGUCUUUAGAAUUGCACGGUGGGCCGGUUGAGAUGUUUUCAAGUACCGUUUAUGACCCACGGCCCCACAGGUUGCUCACCUCUGCCCUUUUGGGGAUCAUUCUACUCAGCAUUUAGGUCUUUUAUUGGAAGCAUAAAUGAAAACUUCUACUACACCAGGUUGAGGAACCAAAGAUGGCGGUGCAGUAGUAGCUCAUUUCCUGGUUGAAUUUUUCAUCUGAAAAAUUAACCACUCCACUCUAUCCCGCCAUCAAAACCAAAGAUUGGCCUUAAAAUACAAAACUGUGCAGUCAUAAAAAUCUCAUGAAAAACCAUAUAUGGACUUCCUCCUGUUGCUAUCUCCAACAAGACAAAAUAUAAAAGUGCACAUUCACAGUUUUUCUUCAUAGGGCACAUUCACACUAGUCAACAAUUGUCUAGUGUGAGCGCCGUUAUUUGCUGAUUUCAUGCGUUCACUCCUCCCACCAGUUAUUCUGAAUAACCUUGCACAGUAGACAUAAUAAAAACUGCAGUAAAUGUGUGAUGGCUCAAGCCUGAUGUGUGAGUGCGCCCUAAAAAAGACAUUUCCAACACUUUUGCGAAGAAUUUGUUGUUCAAAAAUGAAAUUAUUUUAUACACGGCCUGCUGAUUUUUUUAAAGUGUUUUCUAGCUAAAUUAUUUUGUCAUGCACAUAUAAAAAAAACAUUUAUUAUGCACUACUUUUCUACAUUUUUUCUCUUUUUUUUUCAUUUUUCCAACAGUCAUUUUAGGCACAUUUUUCACAAAUGGGGAAACUCCUUUUUGCAAUACCUCAAUUUUUCACAUUGUGAAAGGUAGCUUUUGUACUUUUGUUACUGAGAGAUCUGCAUAUAUGGAAAUGUUCAUUUUAGAGAAGAUUAAAAAAAAAAGUAAUAGAGCUGAGUAAUUUCAAAAUAUAUAUUAUUUUCAAUUAUGCUUUUUAUACAUUUUAGUGCUGAGGACUCUUUAACAACCUUCACAAAAUGUGUUGAUGCGACUACUUCACAGAGGAAAGACCAAAGUGUAUCCGCUCUUUUGGUCUUUUAGCUUUUCCUACACUUGAUGUUUCCACUCAAUUAUAAUAAUAGCAUGGCGAGAAAUAACAGAACAAAAAAGGACAAAAAAAAAAGUGGUGAUCUUAAAAACUGAUGUGACUAAACUAAAAACUUCAAAACAUUUGACACUUAAUGCUGAAUCUCGUAUCACACGAAUGGAUGUUUGGUGUUUAGAUAUUUUAAAUAUUUGAUGAAAAAAGCGUAUAUAAAUAUAUCCAUAUAUAUAUAUAUUCUUGAACUUGCCAACUAGCACCUAUUGUAAUCCUUUGCAUGCAUGGCGACAAAAAAAGAGAGAAAAUGAAUUAGCUAUUAAAUUAACUGUUGUGGUGUGCACCAAAUGUUUCAAGUAUUGUUAAGGAUAAAUAAACCCCCCGUGACCCUGUAACCCCCUCUUUUCUCGCUCUCACCAUUGGCAGAUAGCAGCGGGAUGCACAUAACAGAAGCUAUUAGCUUGAAAGUUGUUUUUUUUUUUUUGGCAGUGCAGCAUCCACGUAGAACACUGUUGAAAAAAGCAAAAAAAAAAAAAAAAACAGCUAAUAAAAAGACUUGAGAACUUUUACACAGACCUACACGGAGGAAGGGGAGCUUAAAAACUUGAAUGUGGUAGAUGAAAAGAAAAAAAAACACAAUGUUGCAAGUUAACUUUCAAGUUGUUAUGUGCAAUACUUCUUUUGAACCUUUUUCCAGAAAGACUCUUUGCAAUGUAAUUCUUUAAGAAAAAAAUGCCAUUUUUAAUUACAGACAUUUAAUUAAAGAAGAUGUUAAUAUGUUUUUUCACAAGUCAUUUUCUACUGUUUAAUGUAAUCCUUUUCAUGCUGGUGUUUGUAAAAAAAAAAAAAAAGAAAUCCAACUAUUUGUACUAAUAUAAAUAAUUGAAGUUAUUUUUAAAACAUUUAAAAAGGUUUUUGUGCUCAUUUUGCUUAUAUAUAUUUUUUUGGUUUAUUUGAAGCUACUGUGAUUGAUUGCAUUGUAAUUAUUAGGUCAACAAUGUAUUUAGCUGUUUAUUGGUAUAUUUUUAAUUGGAAUGUAUAAUUGAUUUUUAUAAUUUUGAUCAGAUUUUUUUGUUCUAUUUUUGAGGUGAAGCUUUUAAUAUGUUAAAGUGUCUAGUUUUUACUAAUUGCUAUAUUGUGCUCCACAACAUAUGGUUCACAUUUUCUGAAGGAAAAUAAAUAUUUAAAUAUUUGUCUGUUAAUGUUACUUAAUGGCAAGAUUUCAAUAGUUUUUAACUGUGUACGGGGAAGGCUGUCGUAUUUAUUAAUAGCAUUUUUUUACUUCAGAUAUCACCUUAAUUUUUAUUGUCAUUUCACUUUAUAAGUUCCUAUUUUUGUAUUUUCCUUUCUAAUUAAGUUAUGUAAUACGGAUAUGUCCAUAUUUCUAGGAGUUGGUCUGUAGAAGUGCUAGUGAAAACGAAAAGAGAAAAAUCUAAUGUUAUUUAAUUGUUUGCGGCCAACUAUUUAUAUAACUGUAUGCAUAAUUUUUAAAUAUUUGUAAUGUGAAAUGUUGAAUGAAAUAAAUCUUAACUGUGAUGAAAA